Messenger RNA from Corvus hawaiiensis (hawaiian crow), 2548 nucleotides. It is a transcript of the gene PRPH, whose product is annotated as peripherin. The record is from RefSeq and is a predicted model, not a curated record. NCBI's taxonomy places the organism in Eukaryota, Metazoa, Chordata, Aves, Passeriformes, Corvidae. The coding region runs from base 97 to 1275 and encodes 392 amino acids. The transcript is spliced from 9 exons. Gene Ontology annotation, cellular component: axon; type III intermediate filament; plasma membrane.
CUCUCUGUCCCGUACCCCCGGGUCCCCCCGGCGGGGCGGAGCCGCUGUCCGCUAUAAACAGCCGAUACCGGCAGCCGCCGCCCUCCCGGUGCAACCAUGAGCCGCCGUGACCGCGACCCCGGGACGCCGCCGCCCCUCACCGUGGCCCCAGGGCGGCUGGCGGCGGCGGCGGCAGCGCGGGGAGCGGAGCGGGAGGAACUGGCUGCGCUGAACGAUCGUUUCGCCGCUUUCCUGGAGCGGGUGCGGGCGCUGGAGCGGCAGAACGGGACCCUCCGCGCCGCCCUGGGCCGCGCCACCGCCGCCACCGGACCCCGCACCGGGCUGGUGCAGGGGGAGCUGCGGGGGCUGCGGGAGCGGCUGCAGCGCCUCGGCCGCGACCGGGACCGGCUCCAGGCUGAGCGGGAUGGGCUCGCCACCGACCUGGCGGCCCUGCGGCAGCGGCUGGAGGACGAGACGCAGAAGCGUGAGGAUGCCGAGAAGAGUCUGGUGUUGUUCCGUAAGGACGUGGACCACGCCACGCUGUCCCGCCUGGAGCUGGAGCGCAAGGUCGAGCUGCUGAUGGACGAGAUCGGCUUCCUCAAGAAGCUGCACGAGGAGGAGCUGCGGGACCUGGAAGUGAGUGCCCCGAGCCCGGUGGGGCUGGCCGAGGUGGAGGUCUGCAAGCCGGAGCUGACGGCUGCGCUGCGUGAGAUCCGCACCCAGUACGAGAGCAUCGCUGUCAAGAACCUGCAGGAAGCCGAGGAGUGGUACAAAUCAAAGUUUGCCGACCUCUCGGAUGCAGCAAACCGUAACCACGAGGCGCUGCGGCUGGCCAAGCAGGAGAUGAACGAGUCCCGGCGGCAGAUCCAGAGCCUGACCUGCGAGGUGGAUGGGCUGAAGGGCAUGAACGAGGCGCUGCAACGGCAGAUGCGGGAGAUGGAGGAUGAGUUCGGGGAGGAGAUCGGAAACUACCAGGAUGUGGUGGGGAGGCUGGAGCAGGAGAUCCAGCAGAUGAAGGAGGAGAUGGCGCGGCACCUGCGCGAGUACCAGGACCUGCUUAACGUCAAGAUGGCCCUGGACAUCGAGAUUGCCACGUACCGCAAGCUGCUGGAGGGCGAGGAGAGCCGGAUCACCAUCCCACUGCACCCCACCACCUCCUUCAGCAUGAGAAGCUCAGUGCUGGAGCCCCAGCCCCCAGAGAGCCCGGCACGGAGGAUGGUGCUCAUCAAAACCAUCGAGACACGGGAUGGGCAGCAAGUGGUGACGGAGUCACACAAGGAGCGAGCAGGGAAGUGACAGAGGGGAGCUGCUGUGAUGGCCCCGACCCCGUGGUGGGAGUUUUGCCAGACCCUGCUGCAUCCUGUGCGGGGCAUGGAGGAGAGCAGGGGGGCUGGGAGCCCCCAAAUUCCUAUUCCUGCUGUCAGCACCACGGCACGAUGCCGUGGUGUGUCCCUGUGCCUUUGCAGUGUGUCCCUGUGCCUUGUCCCCCCACUAUUUAUCGCUAUUUAUUGCCCAUUUAUUAUUCUCCCAACCACGACCCCAGCUGUAUUUAGUAUCGAGUGUUCCCUGUGCUGCCCUGGGGCCGAGGGGGGUCCCGGCCUCCCUCCUGCCACCAGAGCUGGCACCGGCUGCCCCCGGGGUUGGCGGGUCCGGUGGCAUCCAAGCGCUGUCCCCUCUGGUGUCACCGCCCCGGCGAGGGAGUCAGGAACGAGCUCAGUCCCGGCUCUGAAUCCCCGGGGGUCCCCCUCCUUCCCGGGACCCCGCGACGUCCAGAGGACCGACGGGCACGCCCGGUAUCCCGGAGAGCUCCAGGCCCACGGAGUUUCCGUCCGGAGAGGGAUCGGUGCUCCCGGAGCAUCGCGGGACCGGCGGCACCUCCGGGAGCGCCGCGCUCAUUCCUUACCGGCACCGCCAGAGGGCGCCACCGGCACGGCCCGAUCGCUGCCGCGGGUUAAUUACGUGUUAAUUAAGGGUUAAUUACAGCGUGAUGAGGUUCUGGGUGUGAGGGGAAACACCCUGAUUUCUAGAAUUGCGUUAUUUUAAGCAUUUUUUGGCAUGGUUAAUUGCGUUGCUUUAACCAAAGUAUGCAAGAUCGCGUUAAUGCAGGAUUUGCUCAUUAAUUUUGCUAUUUUAAGCAAAUUUUUGCACUAUUUCAUUAUUUUCAGCAUUUUUACGCACAAUUGAUUGAAUUAUUUUAAGCAAAUUACGCACAAUUGCGUUAUUUGAACAAAUCUUGCACACAUAAUUGCAUUAUUUUAAGCAAAUGUUGCAUUAUUGCAUUUUAAGCAUUUUUUCACAUCAUUGUGUUAUUUUAAGUACUUUUUUGCAUUAUUGUGUUACUUUUAGCAAAUUACACAAAAUUGCAUAAUUUCACGGAAUUUUGGCAUCAUUAAUUGCAUUAUUUUAAGCAAUUUUCGCAUCAUUAAUCACAUGAACAGAGGAAUAUCAAAUUGCAUUACUUUAAGAUAGCUUUUCCAUGAUUAAUUACGUUAUCUUAGGUAAUUUUUCGCAUGAUUGAAUUGUUUUAACCAUUUUUUUGCAUAAUUAAUAGCAUUAUUUGAAGCACUAA